ACUCCGGGAAAGGUGGAGUACGACCCGCUAGCAUCGAGUGAUAUGUCAACGCGCAGUGCCACUUCUCUCCGCGCCAGACGCGGCCACAAGGAGCGAUCGAAGAACUUCACCGAGCUGGAGAAACGCACGGUGCUCGAGCUGAUAGCCAGACAUAGGGACGUACUCCGCCAGGGUCGGUCCAACAACGCAACCAACAGAAGUAAACAGCUGGUGUGGUCCACGAUCUGCGAGGAGGUGAACAAGCGUUGCGGCGGCGAGCGACCCCGGACCCCCGCGCAAGUCAAGAUGUGGUACGAAAACUAUAAGAAGAAAUGCAAAAUGCGCGCUCACGAUACACAGCAGCCUCCGCAAUCAGACACGUCAAGUCUGCUCGAUGGGAUGCUGUGGCAGAGCAUACAUCCCUUAGACGUCAAAGAGGAAGACGGUGAGCCCACAACUAGCGCGGAAGGGCACAGCAUCAAGGACGACGACUGUGUGCCUGUUAACAUGUCAAACGGACGACUAUCGACAACGAACGACAGCGACGACACGAUUAACGUACUCGAGCCCCAAGUGCAGAUCAUACCGCACUCUUCGCCCUCGCCCCCUCUCGCUCCCGCACACAAGGCCCUCCCCGCCGCCCCCCUCGUCCUCCCAGUCCCCCUGCAGGCCCUAGAACAGGCCAGACUCCAGCAGAACUUCCUACAGAAGCUAAACGAACUAUCGAACACGCCUUUGAACCUGAGCAACUUGGAUGAUACCAGGAAGAACGGACACGAAAAAAGGACGGAAAAAGUGUACCAGUUUUUAUGUUAUGGAUACGAAAGAAUUUUACUCUUAGAAACUUAG
Molecule: messenger RNA, 828 nt
Organism: Bombyx mandarina (wild silkworm)
Lineage: Eukaryota; Metazoa; Arthropoda; Insecta; Lepidoptera; Bombycidae
Source: RefSeq, a predicted model, not a curated record